This is a messenger RNA of Vicia villosa (hairy vetch), 1140 nucleotides long. Its product is annotated as putative cytochrome c biosynthesis ccmC-like mitochondrial protein. Gene Ontology annotation, molecular function: heme binding; heme transmembrane transporter activity. Bases 188 to 934 code for a protein of 248 amino acids. Gene Ontology annotation, cellular component: plasma membrane. The transcript has a single exon. Gene Ontology annotation, biological process: cytochrome complex assembly; heme transport. The record is from RefSeq and is a predicted model, not a curated record. NCBI's taxonomy places the organism in Eukaryota, Viridiplantae, Streptophyta, Magnoliopsida, Fabales, Fabaceae.
UUGGGUUGGUAUGAAGUAUACUCAUGAUCUUUUUUUUCCGGUAUGCCGCUCCGCCAGCAAGGAGUGCCACGCACGAGCGGAGCGAAAACAAAGCAGGGGGAAUUAUUCGUUGGGAGAAAUCCUUUGAUUGCGUAUUUAAUAUAGAUCCAUGUCUUUCUUGUUCCACUAGCUAGGACAAAAUUAUCAGAUGUCCCUUUCGUUAUCGUUAUUACAACCUUCUUUUUUGAUGUCAAAGACCAGAAGCUGUGCGCUAAUUCUCAUUGGAUCUCGGUUGUUCUUAACAGCGAUGGCUAUUCAUUUAAGUCUUCGGGUAGCACCAUUAGAUCUUCAACAAGGUGGAAAUUCUCGUAUUCUUUAUGUACAUGUUCCUGCGGCUCGGAUGAGUAUUCUUGUUUAUAUCGCUACGGCUAUAAACACUUUCUUAUUCCUAUUAACAAAACAUCCCCUUUUUCUUCGCUUUUCCGGAACCGGUACAGAAAUGGGUGCUUUUUUUACGUUGUUUACCUUAGUUACUGGGGGGUUUCAGGGAAGACCUAUGUGGGGCACCUUUUGGGUGUGGGAUGCUUGUUUAACCUCUGUAUUCAUCUCGUUUCUGAUUUACCUGGGUGCACUGCGUUUUCAAAAGCUUCCUGUCGAACCGGCUCCUAUUUCAAUCCGUGCUGGACCGAUCGAUAUACCAAUAAUAAAGUCUUCAGUCAACUGGUGGAAUACUUUGCAUCAACCUGGGAGCAUUAGCCGAUCUGGUACAUCAAUACAUGUUCCUAUGCCCAUUCCAAUCUUGUCUAACUUUGCUAACUUCCCCCUCUCAACCCGUAUCUUGUUUGUUCUGGAAACACGUCUUCCUAUUCUAUCUUUUCCCGAAUCUCCUUUAAGGUAUGAAAUAGAAGCUCGAGAAGGAAUAGAAAAACCUAGUUUACUUCCCAGCUCAAACUGAACGCGAUGUAAUCAAACUUAUGGUUGACGCCGUAGAGAAUAUAAAGCCCAUAUGCGAAGUGGAAAAAGUAGGAGUAGCAGGUACUAUUUAUGAUGCCCCUGGGAUUGUAGCCAGGGAUCGUCAACGAACCUUAGCUAUUCGUUGGAUCCUUGAAGCAGCUUUCAAACGACGUAUAAGCUACAGGAUAAGCUUAGAGAAAUGUUAAU